AUGACUCAACCAAUUCAACAACUUCGAAUUAUCGCAGAACCGAAGGCAUUCUAUCGUGAGCGAUAUGGAAGUGAAAUAGAUAAAUCUGAAAAUGUAGCUAAACGUUAUAUUCGUGCUGAAGAUAAAAACCAGUUCAAGCUCGAAUAUCCAACUAUAGAGAUAUCAGGAGAGUGGUAUGACGCCAUUGAUCGUCCUUACGUACGUGUGGCUUCUGUCACUGUGCCCAAUGAGAGUGUAUCCAUGGCAUGUGUGCAUCCAUAUCCACUUGACACUGAUGAUUCUAGCGUUGUGAAAGAUCGCUCUAACAAUGCCAUCUAUUUUCCGAUCACAAAUGGCGAUUUCAUGAGUGGUCGAAAAAGUUUUCUCCUUACUCGCAGGAAGUUACUACAAAAGGAGCUUAGAUCACACAGCCCUUUCCGCGUUAUCGACUCUAAUCAAAGACACAUUCCUUGUAUUGCGAAUAAACAACGCAGCAAACAAUUAAUUAAAUUAUAUCAAUUGUGGAAAUCGCAACUUGUCUUCUCUUUAGCCAAACGUGUUGAUGAUAAUGUAUUUAAUGUAUUCCCUGGCACUUCGGUCUUAUCACAAGUGAUGAUGGAUGAAAUGAAUCAAAAAAGGCACGAAGUCACUGCUGCUGCUGCUUCGGUCGUUACGACAGAUGAUCAAGAUGUAAAAUUUGUCACAUGUGCACCAGAAAAAGGUAAUUGGGCAGGUGGCGACAAUGUUUUGAUGGUUCUUACUAAACUCGACCGGAAAAAAGCACUUCAUAUAUAUUUUGAUUAUGUGGAAUUGAAUCAGAAAAAGAAUAUUAGAUAUGAAUUCGUCGAUAUGAAGACGAUUGCCUUUCAGACACCAGCGUGUUUAAUGGUACCUAAUGACCAAAAUCGAACUGUUUCAAUCGUUGCCAUGCAAGAUGAAACGAUCAUUGCAAAAUUUAAUUUUCUGUAUCUGGCACCAAGCAUCCUGUCGACAACGAAUGUUUGCUCGUCAUGUCAUUCAAUUGAAUUUUAUGGAAAUCCAUUCUUAUCAGGAAGAGCCACUGUUUCAAUGAAAGUUUUAGGAACUUGA
This is a messenger RNA of Rotaria sordida, 1068 nucleotides long. The record is from the annotation of a GenBank genome assembly. Lineage: Eukaryota; Metazoa; Rotifera; Eurotatoria; Philodinida; Philodinidae.